Molecule: messenger RNA, 855 nt
Organism: Diospyros lotus (date-plum)
Lineage: Eukaryota; Viridiplantae; Streptophyta; Magnoliopsida; Ericales; Ebenaceae
Product: glutathione S-transferase T3-like
Exons: 3
Coding region: 1-855 (284 amino acids)
Source: RefSeq, a predicted model, not a curated record
AUGUGCUCUGAAGGUGACGGGCGUAGAGGCAGCAAGGAGGUCACGACAGCAUUGAGGUACCGGAGGCAAUGGGGUAGAGAAGGUAGGGAGUUAACAGUAAUUGGGGGUUUAGAGCAACUCCAACGGGAGUUGCCAUUGGGGAUGGAUUCUCAAUUUGACAGUUCUUUCAUUGAUUUGGUUAUGAGUAACACCGAUUUAUAUGAUGAUAUUAUGCAGCCCAAUCCCGCAGUAUUGGAGCCAGUACAAGAUGAAGUUGUUUCAAGAGUGAGAAAAUCGCAAAAGACAAAGAACUUCUCUCAAGAAGAAGAUAAAUUAAUUGUGUCUGCGUGGCUUAACACGAAUAAAGAUGCAAUUACUGGAAAUGAACAACAAGGUGGUGCUUUCUGGCAUAGAGUAUUGAAAUACGUAGAGCUUCAUGGAGGCAAUCAAGAAGAACGUUCGCAAGCUUCUAUUAAAAGCCAUUGGACUGAUGAUAUAAAUGCAAAAUGUGCUAAAUUUGUCGAUUUUUAUAGGCAAAUUGAAAGACUGCGACAAAGUGGACACACUGAGCAAAAUAAUGUUGAUGAAGCAAAAGAAAUGUUUGCUAAGAUUAUUGGAAGACCAUUUCAAUAUGAGCAUUGUUGGAAUAUUUUGAAAAUGGAGCAGAGAUGGACUGAUAAUCUCACCAACAAUAAGAAAGCAAAAAACCAUUCAACUGGUAGUCCUGCUGAAUCAAAUCAUGUUGAAUCUUGUUAUUCAACUCCACAUUUAGGGGAUGAUAUUGAACCAUCGUCUACUCCCAACCUCAAUAGGCCAUUAGGCAAAAAAGCUUCGAAGAAACAACUUAAAAACAAAAGAGAAUCAAAUCGGGGUUGA